Messenger RNA from Aphanomyces invadans, 1986 nucleotides. RefSeq lists its product as hypothetical. The transcript has 2 exons. Gene Ontology annotation, cellular component: nucleus. Bases 13 to 1155 code for a protein of 380 amino acids. Gene Ontology annotation, molecular function: protein binding; mRNA 5'-cap (guanine-N7-)-methyltransferase activity. Gene Ontology annotation, biological process: 7-methylguanosine mRNA capping. Lineage: Eukaryota; Oomycota; Saprolegniomycetes; Saprolegniales; Verrucalvaceae. The record is from RefSeq and is a predicted model, not a curated record.
AAAAUAUCGGACAUGGCUCAUGGAAUUCCUCCAGGAUGGGAGGUCAUGACGUCCCGGAGCAAAGGUCUCGAUUACUACUUCAACAAGAAGUCGGGAAAGCAGUACUGGGUGCACAAGGACCUUCCGCAGGGAUGGAGCAAGAUCAUCGAAGCCGAUCGACGAACGUAUUACUUUCACAUAUCGGACGAGAUGGGCACGAGGUCGUAUGAGAAGCCCGCUGCUGUCGCGUCGGCACCACUAUCCCCGCCACCACAACCACAUCAUAUUCAUGCCCCGAGUGUAAACGAAUCCACGAACCCUCAUUUUUCACACCCUCCACAGCGACGCGGAAGCAAUUCGCUGCACGACCUCCUCUCACCCGUUGCGGCGUCGGUGGCGUCUCCCGAGGAACAGUACCACCACACAGCACCACAGCGCGACAAAAGACCUCGAGAAGACGUUGAAUCCCCUCGUAGUGAGUCCAAGCAUAUUCGUCGCGAUGUUGCUUCCUGCGACCGGCGAUCGUCUCCUCCCCGAAACACACGCGAAAUGGAGCCUGCAUGGGCAACGUCCCGCCCGACGCCCGCUGAAUCUUCGACAUCCCGCAGCCUUGUCACCGAUGGGACGGACCAGGAGCAAGCGGCGCAAUUCUACAGCAAGUUGUCGCGGAAGAAAACGAGCGAUCGCGCUGACAGUCGGCUGUACCACAUGCGUUGCAUGAACAACUGGGUCAAGAGCGUCUUGAUCCAAGAGUACAGUCAGAAACAGAGUCGCGUUCUCGACUUGGCGUGCGGGAAGGGCGGAGAUAUGAACAAGUGGGCGCGGCACAACUUCCAAAUGUACAUGGGAGUUGACAUUGCGCUGGGAUCCCUCGAAGAUGCCGCGACCAGAAUCCAGCAGAACGCUGACUUGAGUCGCAGCGACAUCCACCUCGUACGUCUACCCCUUUGUCUUUCUCGACAGCGACGCAUGCGUGUGAAUGGGGACACCUCUAGGUUCAUGGGGAUUUGGGCGAAAUAUCGCUGCUCCAGGACGCGCUGCCGUGCUGGACGAACCAACAUCAGUGGCAUCGAGCGGUGCCGCUGGACCACCCGCACUCGUUCGAUGUGGUCUCGAUGCAGUUUGCGUUUCAUUACAUGUUUUGCGACGAGGCCCGCGCAACGCAGUUCUUUGUGACGCUGCACAGCACGCUCCGCCCCGGCGGAAUGUUCAUCGCGACGACCAUCGACCCGAAUCGCGUUAUCCAAAAGCUGAUGGCGACGGUUGGUGGCGAAGAGAUCGUCGAUGGCAAAGUCGUUGGACCCGCGCCGAUUCAGCUGCGCGACGGCAAGGACCGCGCACUGUGCACGAUUCGGAUGGACCCGUCGACGACGACAAGAUUGUUACGCCCGACGAAGGAUGACCGAGGGUUUGGCUUGAGGUAGGUACCUGCAUGACAACUGGAAACCUGCGAGGACGUGAUGAUUGUCGGGGUUGUAGGUACAUGUUUACGCUCAUUGACGGCGAUGACGAAGAAGCGGUCAACUUGCCAGAAUAUUUGAUCCCAUCGUCCCUACUCCAUCAGAUGCUCGACGAGCACGGGUUUGACCUCGUCCUUCAAGAGAACUUUCAAACGUUCAUCGGCCUCCACAAAGACUCGCACAAGUCAUUGCUGAUGAAGAUGAACGUGCUCAACUUUCAAGGAACGAUUAGCGACGUCGAGUGGGACAUUGCAGGACUGUACCAAGUCCUUGCGUUUAAGAAACGAGCAGCUUAACAUGACAAUGUUCCGAUUCGUCCCGCGCGUUCAUCUUCGUGCGCGUAGAAGACCUGUAGGUGGAGGGAAGAAGUCGGUGGUCAUCGUGCAGGGGCGAAGCAUCAUCACCAGGUUGGUCCACGUUGCUGCGUACGCCGUAAAGCGCUCAGCCUUCGUCCCGCGGAAGAUCAACGGUACAUUCAUGGGACGGGGGCACACAUAUCGGAUCUACCCAGCGCUGGAGUCCCGAAGGCAGCGUCCAUCCCGUCGAA